GUGUCGGUUUCUGGAGCAGCGCUAAUAAAUUUUUGCGAGGAUGUGCUCGCGGUGUUCUGCAUCACAAAUUUACCUUCUGGCCAAAUAGUUCCAAGCAGUGCUUUUAUGCGUUGUAAAAUACAACGCCCCUUGCAGCUCCCCGUAGAAAAAAAACAAUGCAGCCCAGCCGAAAUUGAAUGAAAGCCACCGUGCGUGAAUUCUGAAGCCCGUGAAAAAUACCGUGGGGAAAACCAACUCCCUCGAACGGGAAGGUGAAAUCCGCGACGAAAAAAGGUCUCGUUCGUCGUUUGUGCCGAGUGCGCGUGCGUGCGUGCGUGCUUGUUUUCGGUGAGUUUUGCGGUGUGACGUGCGUGUAUAUGCGUAUGUGUGUGUGUGUUUUGGAAAGCGGAAGGGCCGGUAGUGGCCCGCGACGGGUGCUGUCGCGGUGUUACAAGAAAGGUAUGCGCGCGCGUUGCCGUUGAAUUCUUGUGUGGUUUGGCGUACCUUUGGCAAGGAUUGGACGCGCGCGCGUGAGUGUGUGUGUAUGUGAAUGUGUGCCCGUGGUUUUGCAUCCAUCCGCGAGGAAAAGGUGCGAGCAGUGCAUUUACAUUGGGGCAGCCAUUCCAGGUUGCGGGGAAGAACAGCGAAGAAAAAUCUAAGAAAAACACUACACGAGAAAAGAGCUAAGUUUGCUUCCACGAAACAGCGCAGAAAAGUUUAAACAUCAAUCCGACGAGACGCCCGAAGAAAGGGAUAGAGGGCAGAAGUUCUUUCAUCCAGCCGCCUGCCCACCCGUUUGCAGCUCGCCAGGGGCGGCGGGAGAAAAUUCUGUCCCCGGAGAAACGCGCCGUUCUGGGGAAAAGAUAAACACAGUUCUGAAGCAUUUACCCCAACUUAAUGGUGCAGCAUUAAGGAGCCCGAGCCAAGGCAUCGGUUGGCGGGAAGUUCCCAAACGCCUGCUAGUGGAGCACAUCGUUGGGUCUUCCUCUGGCCGACCAUCACACCCACCAUUCGCACCACCCUUCCUCCACCCCCCCAAAACGGCUCGUGAAUGAUGUCCGUGCAGCAGUACUGUCUCCGGUGGAACAACCAUCAGCCGAACUUCAUCUCGGUCUUCUCGACGCUGCUGCACAAUGAGAGCCUGGUCGAUGUUACGCUGGCCGCCGAAGGACGACAGCUGCAGGCGCACAAGGUCGUCCUUUCGGCGUGCAGUUCCUACUUUCAGUCCCUGUUCACCGCCAAUCCCUGCCAGCACCCGAUCGUGAUACUGAAGGACGUGCAGUACAACGACCUGAAGACGAUGGUGGACUUCAUGUACUACGGCGAGGUGAACGUGUCGACCGAGCAGUUACCGCAGGUGCUCAAGACGGCCGAGAUGCUGAAAAUCAAGGGCCUGGCGGAGAUGCCGGACGCGUCGGCCGUGUGCAAGGCGGACCUGAGCAAGCUCGAUCCGUCGGAUCUGAUACAGGCGGGCGCUGUCGUGGCGGGAACGGCCGGUGACGCGAUAUGGGGCAGUGCUGAAUCUCAACAGCAGCAGCAACAACAGCAGCAGCAGCAGCAAGCACAGCAGCAACAGCAGGCACAACAUCAUCAACAGCAAGCCCAGCAGCAACAAUAUCAUCACCAACAACAGCAGCAGCAGCAGCAACAGCAACAACAGCAACAGCAGCAGCAGUUGCACCAACAACCCCAGCUAAGGCGAUCUCCCUCCCCCCAAACCAACAUGUCCCCGGCGGCUCGAAGGAAGCGGUUACGAAAGACCUCCACCGGUUCCGGUUCCCUUUCGACCGAGCGGCUUCAGCAGCAACAGCAGCAACAGCAGCAGCAACAACAGGCCGCCGUAGCUGCGGCGGCGGCUCAACAGCAGGCGGCCGCAGUAGCGGCGGCAGCAGCAGCCGCCGCGGCCGCCCAACAGCAGGCGGACGAGCACGGUGGCAGUGGGGACGGGACCACGCUAAACCUGGUGCCCCAUCUGCACAUCCAGCAACAGGUCGACAACAUAUCCUACGGCACGACGACGGCGCACGGGGCGCUGGCGCUGGGAGCCGCGUCCGCUGCAGCCGCGGCCGCCGCAGCCGCAGCCGCCGUUGCCGGCAACAACAUCCGCAUCAUCAAGGAAAGCCCGAGCUCGGAUGUUGACCAGCAGCAGCACGAGUCUUCGCAGGAGAGUGUCGACGAGACGGGUCACCAUAUGCCGAGCAUUAUCAAAACGGAAGACCUGAGCGGCGUGACGCAGACCAUACCGAUGGACAUCUCGACGACACCGACGGCCGUGAACAUUACGCAAUCGCAAUCGCAACACACCGGUGGGCAAUGGACGGUAAUCGAUACGAAUUAUUCGCGGUUUGGCAUUACGCCCUGUCAGACGAAUUUAGGCCUGCAGCAACAGCAGCAGCAGCAGCAGCAGCAACAUCAGCAACAACAGCAGCAGCAGCAACAGCAGCAACAUCAACAGCAACAACAUCAGCAGCAGGUUCAGCAGCAGCAGCAACAUCAUCAACAGCAAUCGAGUCAGCAGCAACAUCAGCAUCAAGCUGGUGAUAGUCAGUCGCUAAGUAGUGGCGGCAACACCGCAAACAGUACGACGAAUGGUGGCGCUGGUGGUACCGGCGGAGGCACUGGUGGGGCCGGUUCGGCCGGGGCCAACAAUGGGAAUACGCUUACGAACGCGUCGGCAACGAACUCGAACGCCACGACGCCACAACCGACGACGCCCGUACAAAUCUACCAGCAUCCCUUCUCGCCCCAGAUCAUCUCGGUCAAUCCGAACAACAUGGUCAACAGCUACCAGUCAUCGAACAUUUCCACCCCAACGUCACCGCAGGCAGGAGGCGACCAGACGACGGCCGGGCUGGUAUACAGUACGGGCACACCGAACCAAUCCCCGCUCGGGACGGCCACGGCCACCACGACGACGACAAACGCGGCCGGAGCGCCCGGCAACAACGGAGCGACGGUGGCGGCCGGUGGAAACGGGGCUGCCGGUGGCAAUGGAACUACCGCCGGGGCGGGAGCGACCGGUACCGGGACGGUGCAACCGGUCAAGCGGAAACGAUCCGUCAAUCCGCAGGGUGACGAAAACUUCCUGCGUGCCCUCGAGGCGGUCCGCUUCGGAGGCAUCGGAUUCUGCAAGGCGGCUCGCCUGUACGGCGUGAACAACCGGACCCUGUGGCUCGAGUACAAAAAGCGAGGCUACCCGAUCAGCCGGCCGAGCAUUAAGAACCGGAUCAAGCUGGAACCGAACAUAUCGCCACCCCCGACGGCCACAACGCCACCCGGAGACGAGAAUGCGUCUAUGGAACACUACGAUACGGCCCUUUCGUCCCCGGCGCUCAACAUGUCCCUGCAGCAACAGCAGCAGCAGCAGCAACAGCAACAUCAAGCGACGCAACAGCAAGUGACCGCGGCACAACAACAACAGCAGCAGCAGCAACAAACUCAACAGCACCAACAAGCCCAGCAGCAACAGCAGCAGAGUAAUGACACGACGAAUGCGGCGGCGGCGGCAGCAGCUGCAGCGGCCGUUGCUGCAUCAUCCACCUCCCUCAUGUGCCCCCCGCACGGGCAUCCGAUGGGUGUGAUGGGGUUCGUUGAUACGCGGCACGUCGAUUUCACGACCACGGCCAGCCUGCACCCGAUGGCCCGCCAGCGGUACCCGGACACGGCGACCAUCAACAUGAACACGAGCGCGGUCAACCUGCAGGGGCUGAACUUCAACUCCAUGUAAGGGGACGGGUGGCUUCGCGUUGUGGCUGUGAACAGUGGUCCCGAUCCGAGCGUAUCGCUUGAGGAGCCAUCUACGGAGGGGGCGGCGGAGACCUAGAGCCUCCACGCACACCGCCACCUCCGGCGCAGACACUGAAAUCGUCGAAGUCACAAGAUCGUCGCGCAUGAUGCUUGUUCGUGUGGCAUCUAUUUUCUAUUGUACAUAUUGGUACCCUAAGCAAACGGUAGCUUCCAGGUGUCCUGAUCGUCUGGUAUCUCCUGGUUGGAACGUUUAUCCGCCACCAUCAUAUGCACCCACGCUCUCUUUCUCUCUCUCUCUCUCUCUCUCUCUCUACAGUAUGGAACAUGUUCUCUUCUUCUUGCUUCACGUGUGUUUUCGCACGAAGCUGCGGGCUUCGGAUUUCACUAAGAAAUUCACUCGUUGGUAAUUCACGGGGUUAAAAACGGGAACUUUAUUUGUUUCUAUCACUUAACAGCACUAGUUAACGCGACUAGCGAUUUGACACGAAGCCUUGGGUUUCACGUCGAAACGUUGGGUUAGCGCGAAAGGUCCGGCUUGAUCCUCUCGUCUCCUGGUGUGACGGUUGCAGCCUCCAGCUCUCCCUUCGCUCCGCCGUUCUCUUUCCGAUCAACGUGGCCCGUAAAUGCCACGUGUCUGGGCGUUUUUGGCCAGGGUCAUUUUUCACUCGAGUUUUUUUACGGAUCGCGACAGUAUUUUGCCUUACAAACGGCACUUUUCGCGAUCACG
Molecule: messenger RNA, 4453 nt
Organism: Anopheles coustani
Lineage: Eukaryota; Metazoa; Arthropoda; Insecta; Diptera; Culicidae
Product: ecdysone-induced protein 74EF-like
Exons: 6
Coding region: 1031-3706 (891 amino acids)
Biological process (GO): regulation of transcription by RNA polymerase II
Cellular component (GO): nucleus
Molecular function (GO): protein binding; DNA binding
Source: RefSeq, a predicted model, not a curated record